Molecule: messenger RNA, 593 nt
Organism: Hibiscus syriacus
Lineage: Eukaryota; Viridiplantae; Streptophyta; Magnoliopsida; Malvales; Malvaceae
Product: MLP-like protein 43
Exons: 2
Biological process (GO): defense response
Source: RefSeq, a predicted model, not a curated record
UCCUGCUGUGAAACAAUAGCGUCUUCAGCUCUGACCGGUAAGCUUGAAGCCGAUGUAGAGAUCAAGGCUUCUCCCGAGCAGUUUCACGAUAUGUUCGCCAACAGACCGCACCACAUGCACCAUGCUUGCAGUGACAACUUUCAACUAUCCGAAUUACAUGAGGGCGAAUGGGGGAAGGUCGGCACCAUCCUCACCUGGAGUUAUGUGCAUGAUGGAAAGGCUAAAAAGGCGAAGGAGGUAAUCGAAGCAGUAGACCCAGAUAACAACUCGAUCACUUUCAGAGUGCUGGAGGGAGAUCUAAUGGAAGAGUACAAGAGCUUUGUAUUCAACUUUCAAGUUUCCCCCAAGAGCGAGGGUGGUGGAAGUGUAGUGCACUGGACUUUGGAGUACGAGAAGCUGCACGAUGGGAUUGAGCAUCCAGCGACUUUGCUGGAAUUCACCAAGGACGUGUCCAAUGCCAUCGACGCUCACCUCACCAAACCAAACUAAAGGCAUGUCGGUAUCAUUACUACUACUUGAAGCACUACUUGUCUAAUUAAAGAAUAAAUCCAUACUUCCUUUGCUUCGGUGCCAAAUAUAUGCAUGUUUGGAUC